Molecule: messenger RNA, 1929 nt
Organism: Pantherophis guttatus
Lineage: Eukaryota; Metazoa; Chordata; Lepidosauria; Squamata; Colubridae
Source: RefSeq, a predicted model, not a curated record
AUGGUGCGGAUGGGAGCUUUCCGUUUUCUAGGCGGAAGGGCUCAGUCCCAGGCUGGAACUCUCCUUCUUAAAGACUGUCGCUCUGGAGAAGGGAGGGUUUCCACUGCGGGCUGCCAGCCUCCGCUAGUUUGUCUCAAUGCCAUCGCAGAACGUCGGACCUCGCGGGUGCGCUUUGGCCGGAAGAAGGGAGCUCCUGCCUUGCCCAAUAUAGCCGUCUUGGUCCCCAUCAGUUCUGGCCUUUCCCAGUUCUUUCUCAUGCAGGAGAUGUGGGACUCUGACGGGGCCCUUUCAUUGCUGGCUCCUCACUUGGAGGCACAGUCAGAUCCUUUCCUAAUUAUCCCUUCCUCUCUCCGCCGAAAAGGGUUAAACUUACAACCUCAUUCCCAUGUGCUUCAUACCUCCUUCAUAUUUAGUUGUGAACAAUUAAAUCCCCCCCAGUCCCCUCCACCAAUCAGAUCUGCCUUCUCGCUGCAGUCUUUUCAUGCUUUGCAGAAAUGUUUGUUGUUUGUUGCUGAUAUUGUUCUUGUUCUUCCUUUGCCAGAGAUCCCCCAAUGUGCUGGCUGCAACCAGCACAUCUUGGAUAAGUUCAUCCUGAAAGUCCUUGAUCGACACUGGCACGGCUCCUGCCUCAAGUGUGCAGAUUGCCAGAUGCAGCUGGCAGAACGUUGCUUUUCCAGAUCUGGAAGUGUCUAUUGCAAGGAAGACUUCUUCAAGCGUUUUGGCACAAAAUGCACAGCAUGCCAACAGGGAAUCCCACCCACCCAGGUGGUCAGAAAAGCCCAGGAUUUCGUCUACCACCUGCACUGCUUUGCCUGCAUUAUCUGCAACCGCCAACUUGCCACAGGGGAUGAGUUUUAUCUCAUGGAAGAUGGGCGCCUAGUCUGCAAGGAGGAUUAUGAAACAGCCAAACAGAACGGCAGACUUCUGGCUCAUGCUCCACAUUCUACAAUAACUGGAAACUGUUCCAUUGCAGAUGAUUCAGAGGCUGGAGCCAAGAGGCCUCGAACCACCAUCACAGCUAAACAGUUGGAAACAUUAAAAAAUGCCUAUAAAAACUCCCCCAAACCAGCCAGACAUGUGCGGGAACAGCUGUCCUCCGAGACAGGAUUGGACAUGCGGGUUGUACAGGUCUGGUUUCAAAACAGAAGAGCCAAAGAGAAGCGACUGAAGAAAGAUGCUGGGCGACAUCGUUGGGGCCAGUUCUACAAGAGUGUUAAGAGGAACAGAGGAGGCACCAAGCAUGAGAAAGAGAGCUCUGCAGAGGACUGCGGAGUCAGUGACAGUGAGCUGAGCUUCAGAGAAGACCAAAUCCUCUCAGAACUGGGCCACAACAGGAUAUACAGCAACGGUGGUGAGGUGGCUGGUGGACAACUACUGAAUGGUAGUUUCUCUCUGGAUGGGACAGGACAAUCCUAUCAGGACUUGAGGGAUGGAAGUCCUUAUGGAAUCCCGCAAUCUCCAGCUUCCAUAUCAUCUCUUCCAUCGCAUACUCCAUUGCUAAAUGGUUUGGAAUACACAAUGGACAAUAAUUUAGGAAUAAUAGCACAUGGAGGGCAGGGGGUGAGCCAGACACUCAGAGCUAUGGCUGGGGGCCCAACAUCCGAUAUUUCCACUGGAAGCAGCGUUGGUUAUCCAGACUUUCCAACAAGUCCUGCCUCCUGGCUUGAUGAAAUGGACCAUCCUCCUUUUUAAAGUAUUCUGCUUCCUUCAGAUUUGCCAUAGUCAGUCCUGUUCUUUUGGCCUGAAAACGUGCUAAGCCACCCCCAAUAAGGGACAACAAUCAAUCUUCAAUGAAAGAAAGUUUCCAUUAUUUUAGAAGGGGAAUCCACAAUUUGUUUUCUGUAAAGCUGAAAGAAAAUACGAUAAUAUAAUGUAUAAAUAUAUAAAUAUAUAUAUUUUAUUUGCUUUGUAUUUGAAAGAGGGGAAUGA